This is a messenger RNA of Chrysochloris asiatica (Cape golden mole), 2255 nucleotides long. It is a transcript of the gene NCSTN, whose product is annotated as nicastrin. The record is from RefSeq and is a predicted model, not a curated record. Bases 126 to 2255 code for a protein of 709 amino acids. NCBI's taxonomy places the organism in Eukaryota, Metazoa, Chordata, Mammalia, Afrosoricida, Chrysochloridae. Gene Ontology annotation, cellular component: membrane. The transcript has 17 exons. Gene Ontology annotation, biological process: Notch receptor processing; protein processing.
GCGCCUGAAGACAUGAACUUCCGGUCUCUGGAGUUCUGGGCCACAGAGAUGACGCCAGUGGCGGCCUAGAGAGGCCGCUACCUGACUGGACAGGAACAGAGCUUUCUGCACAGCGGAAAGGCAAGAUGGCUACAGCUGGGGGCAACUGUGAAGCUGUCCGGGGAAGUCAGGGUUUUCUUCGCCUUCUAUGCUUCUGCUUCCUGUUUGCAGUUUUGUGCAGGGGGAAUUCUGUGGAGAGGAAGAUCUACAUCCCCUUAAAUAAAACAGCUCCCUGUGUCCGUCUGCUCAAUGCUACUCAUCAGAUUGGCUGCCAGUCUUCCAUUAGUGGGGACACAGGGGUUAUCCAUGUAAUAGAGAAAGAAGAGGACCUGCAGUGGGUGUUGACUGAUGGCCCCAAUCCACCUUACAUGGUUCUGUUGGAGGGCAAGCUCUUUACCAGGACUCUGAUGGAAAAGCUGAAGGGGAAAACCGGGCGAAUUGCUGGUCUUGCUGUGUCCUUGGCCAAGCCCAGUCCCCCCUCGGGCUUCUCUCCUAGUGUGCAGUGCCCCAAUGAUGGGUUUGGUGUUUACUCUAACUCCUACGGGCCAGAAUUUGCUCACUGUAAAGAUAUUGAGUGGAACCCUUUGGGUGAUGGCUUGGCAUAUGAAGACUUUAAUUUCCCCAUCUUUCUUCUUGAAGAUGAAAAUGAAACCAAUGUCAUCAAGCAGUGCUAUAGAGAUCACAACCUGAGUCAGAAUGGCUCAGCGCCAGCCUUCCCACUGUGUGCCAUGCAGCUCUUCUCACACAUGCACGCGGUCAUCAGCACUGUCACCUGCAUGCGGCGCAGCUCCAUCCAGAGCACCUUCAGCAUCAACCCAGAAAUUGUCUGUGACCCCCUAUCGGACUACAACGUCUGGAGCAUGCUUAAGCCUAUAAACGCAUCUGGGACAUUGGAGCCUGAUGACAGGGUAGUGGUUGCUGCCACCCGGCUGGACAGUCGUUCCUUUUUCUGGAAUGUGGCCCCAGGGGCUGAAAGUGCUGUUGCCUCCUUCGUCACCCAGCUGGCUGCAGCUGAAGCUCUGCAAAAGGCACCUGAUGUGACUGCUUUGCCCCGUAAUGUCAUGUUCGUCUUUUUUCAAGGGGAAACUUUUGACUACAUUGGCAGCUCAAGAAUGGUCUACGAUAUGGAGAAGGGCAAGUUUCCUGUGAAAUUAGAGAACAUUGACUCAUUCGUGGAGCUGGGACAGGUGGCCUUGAGGACUUCACUAGAGCUCUGGAUGCACACAGACCCCAUGUCUCAGAAAAAUGAGUCUGUACGGAACCAGGUGGAGGACCUCCUGGCCACACUGGAGAGCAGUGGUGCUGGAAUCCCUGCUGUCGUCCUCAGGAGGCUGAACCAGUCCCAGCCUCUCCCACCGUCUUCUCUGCAACGAUUUCUUCGAGCUCAAAACAUCUCUGGUGUGGUUCUUGCUGACCACUCUUCUGCCUUUCAUAACCACUAUUACCAGAGCAUUUACGACACUGCUGAGAACAUUAAUGUCACAUACCCUGACCGGCUGAGCCCUGAAGAGGACCUGAACUUUGUGACAGACACUGCCAAGGCCCUGGCAGAUGUGGCCACGGUGCUGGGACGUGGACUCUACAAGCUUGCAGGAGGAACCACCUCUGUGGACAUGAUUCAGGCUGAUCCCCAAACAGUUACCCGCCUGCUCUAUGGGUUCCUGGUGAAAGCCAACAACUCCUGGUUCCAGUCCAUCAUCAGGCAGGAUCUGCGGUCCUACUUGGGUGAUGGGCCUCUUCAACAUUACAUCGCUGUCUCCAGCCCCACUAACACCACUUAUGUAGUCCAGUACGCCUUGGCAAAUUUGACUGGCACAGUGACUGAUCUUACCCGAGAACAAUGCCAGGAUCCAAGUAAAGUCCCACGUGAAAACAAGGAUCUAUACGACUAUUCGUGGAUUCAGGGCCCUUUGAACUCCAAUGAGACAGAGCGGCUCCCCCGAUGUGUGCGUUCCACGGCACGGCUGGCCAGGGCCUUGUCACCUGCCUUUGAGCUGAGGCAGUGGAGCUCUACUGAGUACUCUACGUGGACUGAGAGCCGCUGGAAAGAUAUCCGUGCCCGGAUAUUUCUGAUAGCCAGCAAAGAACUUGAGUUUAUCACCCUGAUGGUGGGCUUUGGCAUCCUCAUCUUCUCUCUCAUCGUCACCUACUGCGUCAACGCCAAAGCCGAUGUUCUUUUCAUUACUCCCCGGGAGCCAGGAGCUGUGUCUUACUGA